Messenger RNA from Penaeus vannamei (Pacific white shrimp), 1780 nucleotides. RefSeq names its product general transcription factor IIH subunit 4 marionette (gene mrn). Gene Ontology annotation, molecular function: double-stranded DNA binding; ATPase activator activity. Gene Ontology annotation, cellular component: transcription factor TFIIH core complex; transcription factor TFIIH holo complex. Gene Ontology annotation, biological process: nucleotide-excision repair. The record is from RefSeq and is a predicted model, not a curated record. NCBI's taxonomy places the organism in Eukaryota, Metazoa, Arthropoda, Malacostraca, Decapoda, Penaeidae.
AACCCUCGAGUCUCAGUCCUUCCUUCACAAGACAAACAUGGGUUAUGGACCAGCCACGUUGACAUGCAAAAAUCUCCAGGAUUACUUGAAAUCUCUCCCCAAGGACACUUUAGAUGCUUUGUAUAGAAACCCGGCAACAUGUCUGGCUGUUUUUAGGGAGCUGCCGGAAUUAUCACGGCAUUUCAUUCUCCGUCUCCUGUUUGUGACGAAGCCAAUCUCCCAGAUACUCCUAGCUGCAUGGAUCCCACAUCAGGAACCAAGCAAAGACCUUGGAGACAUAGCAGCAGAGCACAAGCAGAGCACCCAGAUCCUGCUUGACAUGUACAUCUGGCAGGAGGUGAAGGACCAUCAUGGCAAUUCAGCUAUUAAACUCAGCAGUACUUUUAGAGAGAACUUAAAAAUUGCUACUCUAGGAGGAGGGAGACCUUGGACCAUGUCAGCUGCGUUAGAUCCAGACCCACAUCAAAGAGACCUGGAAUUUCUGGACAAAUAUGCAAUGGAUCGGUGGGAGAGUGUACUCCAGUUCCUUGUCCAGCCAGGGAGAGGAGCAACAGUAAUUUCUAGGGAUGCAAUGAGAACGUUGCUCCAUGCUGGUCUUAUUGAAAGCAGUGAUGAGUCAGAUUCGCCCAACAUGCAGAUCACAAGCUCCGGCUUCCAGUUCCUUUUGCUGGACACGGCCUCACAAGUGUGGUUUUUCAUCCUCAAAUACCUGGAGACAGUCACAGAGCGUGGACUCAGCCUUGUGGCUUGUUUGACUUUCCUCUUCAAGCUUUCCUUUUCUACGCUUGGAAAGGAUUACAGUAUGGAAGGGAUGAACAAUGAGCUUCUAACUUUUCUACAACACUUACGGGAGUUUGGACUUGUAUAUUUAAGAAAAAGAAGUUCUGGCAGAUUUUACCCUACAAGAUUAGCUCUUAAUAUAACAGCAGGUCAGAAUAAGGGCAACCUUGACGUUCCCAAACAGGGGGAUCUUGUCAUAGAAACAAAUUACAGAAUAUAUGCCUAUACCACUUCAGAACUACAGAUUGCACUUCUCUCCAUAUUUUCCGACAUAGAGGGCAGGUUUCCUAACAUGGUUGUAGCUUGUAUAUCAAGAGGAAGUGUGAGAAGAGCUCUGUUGAAGGGUAUCAGUGCUGAACAAAUUAUUAGCUUCCUCAGACAGCAUUGUCAUCCUCAGAUGUACAAACAAAAUCCAGUUGUUCCACGUACAGUUUCAGAUCAGAUUAAACUGUGGGAGAUGGAAAGAGAGAGACUCGAAUUUAGUGAAGGAGUAUUGUACAAAGAUUUCAUGUCAGUUCAUGAUUACCUUUUGCUCUCAAAUUAUGCAUCCAGCAAAGGUGUUUUGAUAUACUCAGAUGAAAAACAGAGAACAGUGGUUGUAACAAAGAAAGGACAUCCAGCAAUAAAACAGUUUUGGAAAGAAAACCAAUCAAAAUAAGUGGAUAGAGAUUAUUAUAGUACUGUUGAUAGCUGUAGAAAAAUAGUGAUUUUUUCUUUUUUUCUUUUUUUCUCAAUGCCACUUCUCCCCCUUGCUGUGGGAUAUAUGGGGUAUUAACUUAACUUUAAAUCAAUUACUUUUAAUAAGGGGAGGGACAUUUUUCAUUUACUAAGAUAAUUGGUAUUUAACAAGUUCUUUAAGAAUUUGGAGGACCUCAGCUUCAUUCUUGGGAAAUGGAGAAUGCGUGAGGAUAGAAAUAAAGGAAGAAAGCUCGCUGAUUAGAAACAGAAGAUUAAUAUUUUUGUCUACACUGUACCUUGGAAUAAAAGUAAAUGUUAUAAA